This is a messenger RNA of Sabethes cyaneus, 1386 nucleotides long. RefSeq names its product transcription factor AP-2-epsilon (gene TfAP-2). Bases 1 to 1386 code for a protein of 461 amino acids. Gene Ontology annotation, molecular function: RNA polymerase II transcription regulatory region sequence-specific DNA binding; DNA-binding transcription factor activity, RNA polymerase II-specific. Gene Ontology annotation, cellular component: nucleus. The record is from RefSeq and is a predicted model, not a curated record. The transcript has 9 exons. Gene Ontology annotation, biological process: anatomical structure development; regulation of transcription by RNA polymerase II; regulation of cell population proliferation. Lineage: Eukaryota; Metazoa; Arthropoda; Insecta; Diptera; Culicidae.
AUGGCUUUGGCUUACGUCGACAUGUCAUCCGUUAUCGAAGUGCAGGAGCGGCUUACUAGUCAUGGAGGCAUAGGACUGACGAGUGGCAGUCCGGCAUAUACCACACACACCGGUGGUCACACAGGCCGCAACGGGCCGACGAGCGGGCACGGUGGUAGUCACGGAGGUUCGCACGGUCCCGGCCCCACAAUGCACCACCAAACGCUGCAGUCGGACUUCCAGCCGCCCUACUUCCCGCCUCCCUUUCAUCAUACCACGCAGAGUCCUCCGCAGCAACAGAACCACGGCCUGGAUUACCUGAGUACAGAUCCUUAUGGCCAACCGCUAUCCUCGCUUCAUCACGCUCCCCUGCAUCACUAUAAUCAACUAGCCGGACUAAGACCUUCCCAAGAGCAAUUGGGACUUCAUCGAUCGCAUCGAGAAUCCGAACUUCAACAACAUGUGACGCAGCUCUCGCACGGGUUUCCGUACUCGGACAGACGGAGCGAUUACAGCGGUUCAAUCGGCAGUGGAGCCGGCGCGACGCGGCUAGGAGCCCACGAGCAUGAUCCUCUGUCGUUGCAUCAGGCACUGCAGAGUGCCGUCGACGAUGGCCAAAAUCCGGUGAUAGACGAGAAUGCCGGCUUCAUGAGCGAUCUGCCCUUGCUGAAGAGUAAAAAAUCAAUAAAGGACAGCAGCCAAAUGAACAUCGGUUCCCCGUCGGACGUGUUCUGCUCCGUUCCCGGCCGGCUCAGUCUCCUUUCCAGCACCUCCAAAUACAAAGUGACGGUCGCGGAAGUGCAGCGACGCCUCGCGCCACCCGAAUGUCUCAACGCGUCUCUGCUUGGCGGUGUCCUAAGACGGGCAAAGAGUAAAAACGGAGGCCGGCUGCUGAGGGAAAAGUUGGAGAAAAUCGGUCUCAAUCUGCCGGCAGGAAGACGCAAAGCGGCCAACGUAACACUACUAACCUCGCUGGUGGAAGGCGAAGCAAUCCAUUUGGCGCGCGAUUUCGGCUACGUCUGCGAAACCGAAUUCCCGGCGCGUCAGGUUGCCGAGUACCUGUCCCGACAGUACUCGGAACCGCAGGAAUCAUACCGACGGAAAGAACUGCUCAUCAAUACCAAACAGAUUACAAAAGAACUUAUGGAUCUACUGAAUCAAGAUCGGUCUCCGCUGUGUAACACUCGGCCGCAACACAUUUUGGAUCCCUCGAUACAGCGACAUCUUACGCACUUUUCACUCAUUUCACAUGGUUUUGGUUCGCCCGCCAUUGUUGCAGCUCUGACAGCUAUUCAGAACUUCCUCAACGAAUCCAUCAAGCACCUAGAUAAAAUGUAUCCCGGAAACGGCGGAAGUAUGGUGACCUCAUCCCUAGACAAAAACAAAAUGGACAACGACAAGAAAUGA